Messenger RNA from Aureobasidium pullulans EXF-150, 1023 nucleotides. Its product is annotated as putative short-chain dehydrogenase/reductase. The record is from RefSeq and is a predicted model, not a curated record. Bases 1 to 1023 code for a protein of 340 amino acids. The transcript has 2 exons. Lineage: Eukaryota; Fungi; Ascomycota; Dothideomycetes; Dothideales; Saccotheciaceae.
AUGUCACCUCUAACCCAAGCAUACCGCCCUUACCUGGACAGACACCAGAAUCUUGCCGGACCUGGCGAUGAGCGUCCCACAGCUAUCGAGGUCGUCAAAGACCUUGGCCUGGUAGGCAAGCUCAGUGACAAGACAAUCUUGAUCACUGGUUGCAGUGCUGGACUUGGUGUACAGGCCGCUAGGGCCCUCUACUUGACUGGGGCCAAGCUGUACAUUACUGUUCGCAAUGAGCAGAAGGGUCAGAAGGCCAUUGAAGCCAUUAUGAAGGAUGCACCUCAGGGCCAGACGGUUGAGAUGGUACAAAUGGAUCUUGGAGACUUCGACAGCGUACGCGCGGCGGCCAAGGACUUCCUGAGCAGAAGCGACAGACUCAACAUCUUGAUCAAUAAUGCCGGUGUGAUGAACGCUCCUAAGGGCAAGACCGUCAGUGGCUUCGAGAACCACAUGGGUGCCAAUCAUCUCGGUCACUUCUUAUUCUUCCAGCUUCUCAAGCCCCUCUUGCUCUCUUCAUCCACACCUACACAGACUUCCCGUGUCGUCAAUUUGUCCAGCUAUGGUCACACCAUGUCACCUAUUCGCUUUGAUGAUAUGGAUUUCGAGAACGCAGAGUACAACCCCUGGGUAGCUUAUGGUCAAAGCAAGACAGCCAACAUCUAUAUGGCCAAUAGCAUCGACCGUCUGUAUGGAUCACAAGGCUUGCAUGCAGUCUCUGUGCAUCCUGGUGUCAUCUUCGAUACCGAACUGAUCCGUCACACUACUGAUGAUAUUCUGGCUGGACUCGGUGGUAAAGGUCCAUUCGAAAAGAGUGAGAAGAGUCCUGAACAAGGUGCUGCAACCACUGUCUGGGCCGCUCUGACUCCUCACUUUGACAGCAAUGGUGGUGUCUAUUGCGCUGAUGUAGGAGAGUCUGUUGCAGCAGGAGAGAAUGCUCCGUUGGGCGGUCCGGAGUAUGUAAGCCAUGCUUAUGACCAGAAAGCUGAAGAUCGUCUGUGGGAAUUCAGCUGCAAAGCUGUUGGCGUCUAA